Messenger RNA from Cinclus cinclus, 1188 nucleotides. RefSeq names its product tribbles pseudokinase 1 (gene TRIB1). Gene Ontology annotation, cellular component: nucleus. Gene Ontology annotation, molecular function: protein kinase activity; mitogen-activated protein kinase kinase binding; ATP binding. NCBI's taxonomy places the organism in Eukaryota, Metazoa, Chordata, Aves, Passeriformes, Cinclidae. The coding region runs from base 1 to 1188 and encodes 395 amino acids. The transcript has 4 exons. The record is from RefSeq and is a predicted model, not a curated record. Gene Ontology annotation, biological process: protein phosphorylation; regulation of MAP kinase activity; positive regulation of proteasomal ubiquitin-dependent protein catabolic process.
AUGGACGAGAGGACCCUGGAAAGGACGGUGGCCUCGUUUUCUCGACAUAAUCAUUUAAGGUCGAAGGGGGGGUCCCCGCCGCCCCACCCUGACCCGCUCCGCGCCCGCUCCGCUCCCCCCAUGAGCCGCCCCGCGUCCCUGCUGCCGGCCGCCCGCUGCCGCAGCGCCCCGGCCAAGCGCCUCCAGCCCCUGCACGACGGCCCCGCCGAGGAAGCGCCGGCCGCCAAGUGCCCUCGGCUCGCCGAAUGCGGCCCCCCGGACUGCUUGAGCGCUCCCGGGUCACCGUGUGCUCCCGCGUCUCCCGCCGGCGGCGGCGGCGCGGCGGGUCCCAGCCUGAUCGCCUCCUACCUGCUGCUGCCGCUGGCCGAGCGGGAGCAGGUGUCCAGGGCGCUGAGCGUCAGCUCGGGCCGGGAGCUGCGCUGCAAGGUGUUCCCCCUCAAACACUACCAGGACAAGAUCCGACCUUACAUUCAGCUGCCGUCACACAGAAACAUCACCGGGGUUGUCGAAGUCAUUCUCGGGGACACCAAGGCCUACGUGUUCUUUGAAAAGGACUUUGGGGACAUGCACUCCUACGUGAGGAGCUGCAAGAGGUUGAGGGAAGAGGAGGCUGCCCGGCUGUUCAAGCAGAUUGUCUCUGCUGUAGCUCACUGCCACCAGUCAGCCAUCGUACUUGGUGACCUCAAGCUCAGGAAAUUUGUCUUCUCUAAUGAAGAAAGAACUCAGCUGCGUCUGGAGAGCCUGGAAGACACACACAUCAUCAAAGGCGAAGACGAUGCGCUCUCAGACAAGCACGGCUGCCCGGCAUACGUCAGUCCUGAAAUCCUAAACACGACAGGGACUUACUCUGGAAAAUCAGCUGAUGUGUGGAGUUUGGGAGUGAUGCUGUAUACCCUCCUGGUGGGACGCUAUCCCUUCCAUGACUCGGACCCUAGCACUCUGUUUUCCAAAAUCCGGCGUGGACAGUUCUGUAUUCCUGACCACGUCUCCCCCAAAGCCCGCUGCCUCAUCCGCAGCCUCCUGCGGCGGGAGCCUUCUGAAAGACUCACUGCUCCAGAGAUCUUGCUUCACCCUUGGUUCGAGGCAGUCUUGGAGCCUGGAUAUACAGACCAGGAGACAGGAACUUCGGAUCAGAUUGUCCCAGAAUACCAUGGAGACAGCGAUGAUAUUAGUUCCUUCUUCUGCUAA